CCCCCACCCACCAGACGCGCACAAAACCCCCGGUGAUUUCGCUUGAGAAUAGUUUCCUUCCUCUCUGUAAUUUCGUACAGGACAGCUCUCACCGCGUCGUUUCUCCUCUGGUUUUCUUGCCAGCCAAACGGUGUAAAAGGCGCAAUAGUGCCGGAACAUAAAUCAAGUCAAGUGCGACAGAAGAGCGAUACCACUCCACAUGGAGUUCAGACCCCGAAACUACACAACUGAAGAAGAAGUCUACUCGCUCCUUCGGGUACCAGCCGACACUCAUCCUCUCUCUACUCCUCCCUCUUCAUCGCAAAACCAGGUUGAUGUUGUGGAUCCCAAGAAGAAUGAUUUUCUUGAUCCACUUAGGUGGUCAGAUGCUAAUGUUGCUGAUUCUAUUGAGACUUUGCAAGACGAGGAGAAUAUUAGCACAGCUGUUGCUCAACUUCCAGAAAAGGAAUGGAGCUCUUUUAAGAAACUUUUAAUGCAGAAGUUUUCUGUCUCAAAAAUGGUUUCACUCUCUUCAGUCUCCGACGUACUCAUGAAAAGUGGCAAGGUACAUGAGAAAUCACAAUUGAGUACACACCUAGAGGAGCUGGAUGAUCCACAUAAAUUUGCGGAAGAGGGUGUCAAAGUAAUUAGUCAGCAGGAGCUUGUCUCACGGUUUCGUGCACUCAAAGAUGAAAUUAUUUGCGCUUGGAAUGCUGAUGAUCGUGUAACAUCUUUGAAGUUAUCAAUCAAGGUUGCCAGGCUUCUGAUGGACACAUCUGCAUUUCAGUUUUAUCCGACGCUAUUUGUUCUAGCUACUGAUGUAAUGGAUUUGCUUGGGAAUAUGGUAUGGGAACGGAUUAAGCGGAAAGCUGAAUUUUCUGAAGAUGGAACUCUAAUAUGCUCUUUGCCAGAGAACUUUGAAGCACGUGACAUCUGCUUUGAAGCAAAAGAAACCUGCAAUAACUGGUUCUGCAAAAUUGGAUCGAUCCGUGAGCUUCUUCCACGCAUUUAUUUAGAGUUGGCAAUAUUGCCUUGCUGGCGAUUCCUGCUUGACCGUCCUGUGGACAACCUCCAGCGCUUAGUUAAGAUGAUGAGAGGGAUUGCAGAUCCUUUGGCUUCUUCCUAUUGCCGGCUAUACAUGGCCUACCGUGCACAGAAAUUACCUGUGUGUGAUAUAGGUUAUCUGAUUGCUUGCAUUUAUGACGUGAAAAUCAUAUUGACACGAAUUAUAUCUGCAAAAGAAAUCACACAUGGGGAUUUUUCAGAAAAUAGAAAGGCACUUGUCAGUUUGAUUGAACCAACCAUUGAGUACGUUAUGAAAUGCAUUUUUAAGAAUUCAUAUCAGAUGGAAAUUGAAGAUGUACUAAAAGAGCUUGGAUUGGGGAGGAAUCAGACAGAGUUGUAUGGGAAAUUCCCAUGUACCUCAGUUUUUCUUCAUCAUCUGCUCAAGGAACUGCCCACUGGAUUAGUCAAUUCUAAUGCCAUGGUGAUUCUUCAACUCAUUGAAUGCAGCAAUGAUUAUUCAUUUGAGCAGUGUUUAAAUUACAGGUUGCUAGGAUUUAGGCUGUCUGAACAGAGAUCUCAAAUGGACAUAGUCCAUGCAGUAGUUAAUAAAGUUAUUCAGGUCGCUUCUCAAUACAAUAGCCUUGAUGAGUUCUUGAAGGUUGUGGAUGCUUAUAUGGAUAAUAUUCUUCAAAAUCAGAUGGAUAAUUAUCUGGACAUAGUAUUGGAUGGUAUUUUGAAGCGAGCGAACAACGAAGAAAUUGCUGAAAAUGUACUACUAAACUUGCAAUCAUUUUUUAUAAAGCUUCUUACUCACUUCAACAACUUAAAAGACAUAUUUGCACUGAAACAUUUCUUUGAGAUCUUAGAUGUGAUGCAUGGAAGCUCGAGGAGCAUUGUGAAUGUGGCCAUCCUCAAUAUGGCAUCAAGGAGUGGUUGCAUCUGUGAUCCAACGAUGAUAAAGUUGCUUUUUGAAGUCUCUCAGGCUCUACAUGAUAGUAUAAAAUUGUCAAACAUGAGAGAUGAUGAUUAUCAACAACUAGCACGCCUAAUUUCUCGGUUUGUAAAUAUGGUUGAUUAUGGACCACAUGUGGAACACCAUUUAACAUUUUUAGUUGAAUGCCGUGGAGCUUUCGGUAGCAUAAAUGAACUUAAGGAAACUCUUGUUCAUGCCAGCAACUGUUUGGUGAUUAAAGCCAUUAAAGGUGGAAAAGAACAUCUGAGUUUUGUCAAAUCUUGCAUAGCAUUUAGUGAAGUUACAAUCCCUUCUGUUCCAGCUCAUAUUAGGCAGAUGAAUCUUUAUCUUGAAACUGCAGAGAUUGCCUUAUUGAGUGGCUUAGUAUCUCAUUCAGAUGGACUUAUAGAAUCAGCAAUCAGUUGCUUUCAAGAUCUGGUUUUGACAGAUGGCUCGCGACUACUGAAUGAUGUUGAUGGGAUUCUCUCUUUUAUACAAAAGUUAUGCAGCUUCUUGGUGUUGGUUCCAGGAAAUCUGGAACAAGAAGUCACCUACAUCCCAAAGAGCAUAUUGUCCCUGAUUAACUCUCAAUUAUGGAUAACACGAAGAAUGCAGACAAGGGUGUUAUGUUCAAUUCUCUCUUUGUUGGCUUCUUUAUCGCAAAAUAAGCUUCCAUACCGUGCAAACCAUGAAGAGAUUCUGGGCAAUGACACUUUAUUUUUUGGUGAUCCAACCUAUUCGGAAGAGCUUUUAUCCUUUUCUACUUGUGUUGUUCAGACCCUAGUCAGUUGUAUAUUACAAGAGCCUUCCCAGGCUAUUCGUGGAAGCAUGGCGCUUGAAGCUUGCAAUUGUGUUGCAUCAUCUUUCAGACUAAAUCAUGAAGUAUUACUAAUCUGCUCAAAGUUGAUGGAAACUGCCAAGUUAUCUCUGAAAAGUAAUGACAAAUAUUUGCAAGCCACCAUGAACUUUGUAGACGAAUUGUUGCCGCCUGCAUCUCCAGAGGACAAAGGAUCAUCAGUAGACAACAGACAUAUAAAGGGCUUGUGACGUGUUAAACUAGAGUUGGUAGAUUGGCGCAUAUCAAUUGCAUUCUCUAAUAAUUGGUAUUCUUCAUUCAUGCUUGGUUCACUUUUUCGAUAAAAGUUUUAUGUUUUCUGAAGGAAAUUAAACCAAGCAAGUUGUACUAUUCUUUCAAAGAUUCACCUUUGAUGUAUAAAUCAUUGAAAAAUAAAUAAAUUUCUUUAGUUCAUUGAAUAUUAAGAAACAUGGUGUAAUUAUUAUAAUUUUUUAAAAUAAAAGAGGAAGAAA
This is a messenger RNA of Cornus florida, 3244 nucleotides long. RefSeq lists its product as uncharacterized. The coding region runs from base 200 to 2983 and encodes 927 amino acids. The record is from RefSeq and is a predicted model, not a curated record. Lineage: Eukaryota; Viridiplantae; Streptophyta; Magnoliopsida; Cornales; Cornaceae. Gene Ontology annotation, cellular component: endosome. Gene Ontology annotation, biological process: endocytic recycling. The transcript has 23 exons.